Molecule: messenger RNA, 2385 nt
Organism: Coprinopsis cinerea okayama7#130
Lineage: Eukaryota; Fungi; Basidiomycota; Agaricomycetes; Agaricales; Psathyrellaceae
Exons: 11
Coding region: 1-2385 (794 amino acids)
Biological process (GO): mitochondrial RNA 5'-end processing
Cellular component (GO): mitochondrion; mitochondrial envelope
Source: RefSeq, a predicted model, not a curated record
AUGCUUCACAAUACCUGCAAAAGGGCGCUCUUCUCACACUUUGUAUCGUCCUCGUCGUCUGCAUCAUCUUCAAGAGUCGCCCAUGUUGCUUUCUUCUCAACACCGUCUGCAACACCCCAACAGGCGACACCCUCAGCGGUAGAAACAAGUCCGGCGCUUAAUCAUGUGAACGACAUCCCAGGACGACGUUCUCGACGUAAAAAGAAGAAGUCCUCCAACGCACCGACACCCUUCCUCAGUGGACUUCAUGCGCAUGUCAGGCAACAGGCUCAAGAGAAACAGACCAAGGACUUCGCGGAAGAAGGACGGGCUAUUCGGAGGGAGUCCACCACUAGCACAGAGGAACAGCUGAAGGAGACGGACACACUACGUUCUGAAAGAUUUUCUUUCGAUGGCGGUCAAAACGGCACCUUGGAGGUACCAUCCUUGACGGAAUGGCGCGCACUAGAGGGCGAGAAGAAGAAGGCUAGUAAUCAGGAACCGCCGACAAGAUCUUCAUCUGUCACUCAGCACUUGCAGGAGAUAUACUCUGAGUCGUCAGCGUCGAGUGCGCCAAGCAAGAAUGGUUCGAAGGCCACGGCGCCGACCCUCAAGACACCUAUUGCCAAGAAGCCAUCCCCUCUGUCGCAGUUGAUGGAAGAGAAUUGGAAGGAAACAGAGUGGAAGGACGAUUUGACUGUGAAGGCAAAAGCUCAAGGCCAAACCCUACUCAAGCCAUCGGUGACGGGACGCUUAAAGAAGAAGAAGAAGAGGUCCAAGUCCAAUGAGACACGACUGAGAGACCCGCCCCCUCAUGGUGCACUCAUCCGGAAUGAAGUAUCUGGAGUGCUGAAGCCAGAAGGAGAGGUUCUUCGAGUCGCGAAACUUGCACACGGGUUGGAUCGUGUAUUGUUCAAUCCAGGUGUCCAUUGGGUUCAGGAUCCGCGAUCGAGAGUUUACAACUUUACCCCAUGGUUAGAGAAGAUACCAAAAGUAUCAGAAUUCGACUACGAUCGCAUUCCUGGUUUCGUACCCAGCUCGAGGGACAACGACCUGCGCUCCUUGGCUUUGCGAGAAAAGAAGCGGUUCUGUGGAUCGACAUCAUCGCUUAGCGGUAUCCUCUCGCAGUGUUAUUUCUUGAUCUCCGAAACGAAAGAAGUCGACACGUCCUGUCUCAGCCAGGCGUUCAGGAACCAGCCCAAGACGUUCUCUCCUGGACAACGAUGGCCGGCCUCCAUCAUUCUCAACUACAAGGACGGGGUGUAUUGCAUUGACUCGGACAAGUCCAAGACCGAUUUUCCAGAGAAGACAGUUCUUACUUGGCUGGGCACGCUCCUGGAGAAAUUCCUCACCCUCAAUCCGGCCAAAUUUAAGCAGUUGUUGAAGGCUUCUCCCGAACCUCCGGAAUCAGAAUCCAUGAAAAACGAGCGGGAACCGUAUCGUUACGCCAAGUCGAAAGCAUUUGUUAUGCGGUCGCAACUGGAUUGCUAUGACCCUCGGUUACCUGGGACAGGAGUUUUCGAUAUCAAGACGAGAGCUUGCGUUGCAACGCGGUUAGAUAUUCUGAAUUAUGAGGAACACACAGGAUAUACCAUCAAGAAACAGACCGGACGAUUCGAGAGCUUUGAGAAAGAGUACUACGAUCUGAUUCGUUCCGCGUUCUUGAAAUAUAGUUUCCAAGUCCGUAUUGGAAACAUGGAUGGAGUGAUAGUGGCAUACCACAACACUGGCAGGAUGUUUGGAUUCCAGUAUAUCCCUCUCUCCGAGAUGGAUGCUUGUCUUUACGGUUCCACCGAACCCGGUGUCGGCGAUCGGGUGUUUGAAAAGUGUGUGGGAUUGAUGGAAAAGGUUAUGGAUGAGGUGGCGGGUUGCUUCAAGAAACAGUCCCUCAAAGCUACCUUUGAAACCAAAGAAGAUACCAAGGGAAUGUACAUCUGGGUGGAACCUCUUGAGUGGAAUGGACCCGAAGAGCAGCGUCCAAUUGAACAGCUGCGCGUUGAGGUGACGAGUUACCUCGGAGAGGAUCCUGUAAAGGGUAUUAAGGCAGCCGUCACCACUGACGGAGAUUGGACAAUGAAAUACAAGAUCUCACGGCUGACGUUGACAAACGAGACCAAGCGAGAGAACUUGGCGUCCGCCAGGGCAAGACAGAACCCUGCCUUCCUCAUCCCGUCGCAUGUUGCGGAAGACGAACUGGAAGCGUACUGGGCUUCGCUCAAUCAUAGCGGGAAGCCUUCCGAGCAAGAAGCCGAGUUUAAUCCCAACUUGUUUAUGCAGCCGCCACCUGCGAUUCAGCAUCUGCGGUACUUGUCCAGGGUUGGUAAGGCGGAGUCGGAGAGAGAAACUGAGUUAUACGGGGAUCAGCCCAAAGUUGUGUGGCGAGCGAAGCGCCCUGCUAGUGUAUAA